AUGGUUCGAAAAAUUAUUGCUGCACUCAUCUUGUUGGCCAUGCUUUCCACACUCAACGCUAUGCCAAACACAAUAGUUGAAAAAGAGCUUGUCUGGAAGAAAUGUAACGAUAAACUUCCAAUGCCUAACGUACAAUCAAAUGUGCCUAUACCUGGUAAAAAUGUAACCGUUACCAUUUCAGGAGAAGUUCCAGACAAAUCUGCGCAAUAUAAAUGGAGUUUUAGUUAUAUCAACCUUAAAGGAGAAUUCAUUACCUAUUCCUACAAGGGUGCUACCGUUUCUCUUUGUCAGGAUUCGACGCACUAUACCGUUACAGGAACCGCCAAAGUAUCGGAUAAGGUGGCGGCAUACGAACGAUAUAAUUUCGUCAUUAGAGUUCGGAGCGAAGCAGAUGAGAAGCAUGAAAAACCAACGUAUGUGGCCUGUGCCACAGCUUUAGUCGUCCAAAAAACAUUGCCGCCUAAUUAA
Messenger RNA from Paraglomus occultum, 468 nucleotides. The record is from the annotation of a GenBank genome assembly. Lineage: Eukaryota; Fungi; Glomeromycota; Glomeromycetes; Paraglomerales; Paraglomeraceae.